GGCCCUGGUGCAGAGAGGGCUGGGCUCUUCUGCUUGUUCCUGUGGGAAGGAGAAGCUCCCAGGCCUACUUGCAAGGGGGAUUUUUCCUGCAGGCUGUCUGCCUUUGCCCUUGGCUAAAAGCCCCUGUCUGGAGCCCGGGGGAAGACUCGAUCCCCAGCUCCUGGAGAACAAGGGACUGUUGCUGACUUUAUCUGGUCCCUGUAAAUAUAGAUCUGCAUCCCUCUCAGGUUCCACAUCUUUCUGCUUGGUGGCUGCAUCACAAAAUGGGUUUGAAUCCUGCACCGUGCCCUGGGGAGUGGAUGACCAAGGAACCAGACAACCUUCUCCGUCUCGAGGGGCAGAUGUGCCGGGAGAACGCCCAAAACCAAUGGUUCUGUUCAUUUCCAGGAGACUCUGGGGGCGGCUGAGUUCAGAAGACUACUCAAGGCACUGGGGGGUGUGGGGCUUCUGAGGGUGCAGCAUCCUUCAGCUGGAGUAUUUAAGGCUGCAAGUGAGGAGAGCUGCAGCAGAGAAGCGCUAGUCCAGCAGAGGCAGCCCCGGAGACAUUGACGCUGGAAGACUGAGCUGCAACCAGAAAAGAAAAAUGCUGCCAGCAACUUUCAAACUGUGUGCCGGGAUCUCCUACAGGCAUCUGCGCAACAUGACUGGCUUGAGAAGGCAGGCUGCUGUUGCCAUCAGCCAGGAACUGAAUAAACUCGCCUUUGCUGGCCCUGGUCCCAGUAAAUGGAUCAACCAAGUUCGCAGGAGGAGCUCCUUACUUAGCUCCAGGUUGGAGGAGAAGCCCUUCAGUGAAGUGGAGAUGUCCUACAUUAAACAGGGAGAGGAAGCCCUUCAGAAAUCUCUCAGCAUCCUUGGGGACCAGGAUGGCUGGAAAACUGAGACCAUAGCGGGAAAUGGGGACAAAGUGCUGAGCAAGACGCUCCCAGACAUUGGGAAGGUAUUCCGGCUAGAGGUGGUUGUGGACCAGCCCUUGAACUCUGUGUAUGAUGAGUUGGUGGAAAGAAUGGAGCAGAUGGGAGACUGGAAUCCAAGCAUCAAGGAAAUCAAGAUUCUACAGAAGAUUGGGAAAGAUACCGUGAUAACCCAUGAGACUGCUGCGGCCACGCCUGGCAAUGUGGUGGGACCACGGGACUUCGUCAGCGUGCGGUGUUCUAGAAGACGUGGCUCAACGUGUGUCCUGGCAGGGAUGGCCACAAACUAUGGAGCAAUGCCAGAACAGAAGGGAUUUAUAAGAGCUGAGAACGGUCCCACCUGUAUGGUUCUCCAUCCACUGCCUGAAAAUCCUUCACAGACCAAAUUAACUUGGCUACUCAGCAUUGACCUAAAGGGCUGGCUGCCUAAGACGAUAAUCAACCAAGUACUUUCCCAGACCCAGGUAGACUUUGCCAACCACCUACGCAAGCGCUUGGCUACCACAACCACUCCAAUUGCUGUCAGCUGCUGAAGCAGUUGCUGCUGCACCCUCAAGAACUAUUAACCUUCAGCAGCAUUUGCAUCUUCAGGGACAGCCAGAAGCCUACCUGAUGUUUAGACUUCACCUCAGAGGUGAUUAUCCUGUGUAGUGUGUUAUCUGAGACAUGCUUUGGGGCUUUUUAUGGGUAAGUGAAUGAGUUCAGGUUUCUAAUGCUGCACUGAGUUCGCUGGGCUCCCUUCUUAGCUGAACAUAUCAGACCCGUUUGGUGUAGGCAACGCUUCAAAAUCCCCCAGAAGGUAUGUUUGACUGAAAAGGCUACUGCUCUGUGUGAUUACACGUAGUAGGAUUCAGUGUU
Dermochelys coriacea (leatherback sea turtle) is the source of this 1769-nucleotide messenger RNA. RefSeq names its product steroidogenic acute regulatory protein (gene STAR). The transcript has 10 exons. Gene Ontology annotation, cellular component: mitochondrion; mitochondrial intermembrane space. The record is from RefSeq and is a predicted model, not a curated record. Gene Ontology annotation, biological process: intracellular cholesterol transport; steroid biosynthetic process; regulation of steroid biosynthetic process. Gene Ontology annotation, molecular function: cholesterol transfer activity; cholesterol binding. NCBI's taxonomy places the organism in Eukaryota, Metazoa, Chordata, Testudines, Dermochelyidae. The coding region runs from base 584 to 1444 and encodes 286 amino acids.